Molecule: messenger RNA, 2974 nt
Organism: Fundulus heteroclitus (mummichog)
Lineage: Eukaryota; Metazoa; Chordata; Actinopteri; Cyprinodontiformes; Fundulidae
Gene: cpne2
Product: copine II
Exons: 16
Coding region: 297-1940 (547 amino acids)
Biological process (GO): cellular response to calcium ion
Cellular component (GO): plasma membrane
Molecular function (GO): calcium-dependent phospholipid binding
Source: RefSeq, a predicted model, not a curated record
GCCGUGAACUUGGAGGAGCUCCGUCCGUCGCUGCUGGCAGAGCUGUCCGCGCUCCGAGGAUGAUUUCCGCUCACACACUGUUGCGCCUCCCCGGAUAACCCGCUGCGGGUCAAAAUGUCAACUCCAGAUUUCUCCAUUUAGACACAAAAGUGAUUUAGACUUCUAUGUUUGUUUUUCUUCCUCCUUGUGCGAGAUAGUAAAAAAAAAGAAAAAAAGAAAACCCAAAACGGGGAAGUGGAAAACGCCUGAGAAGUUGCUCAUCAUACACUGAGGUUGAACAACUGUGACCUCAGAUCAUGGCCUACACACUGGGCGUGGCACAGGACGGUCGGAGCCGCAGUGUUGGACCACAGCACUGCAUCACUCGGGUCGAGCUAUCCGUCACAGCCUCCAACCUGCUGGAUCGAGACGUAGCCUCCAAAUCCGACCCGUUCUGCGUUCUCUUCCACGAAGUUGAUGGAAACUGGGUGGAGCUGGGCCGCACCGAGACGGCGGUGAACAACCUGAACCCGGUGUUCGGGGUGAAGUUCCAGGUGGACUAUCACUUCGAAGAGAUUCAGAAGCUGCGCUUCGCCAUGUUCGAUGAAGACAAGUGCGCCACGCAGCUUUAUGAACACGACUUCCUGGGAGAAUUCAUCUGCACACUGGGAGUGAUCGUGUCCAAUAAGAAACUUCACAAACCGUUGAUAUUAGCCAAUGGGAAGCCAGCUGGCAAAGGCUCUGUCACGAUUACAGCACAGGAGCUGUCUGACAACAGAAUCAUCACUUUGACCCUCAGUGGGCGUAAACUGGAUAAAAAGGAUUUCUUUGGUAAAUCAGAUCCUUACCUGGAGUUUCAUAAACAGGGAGAAGACGGUAAAUGGAUGCUAGUUCACAGGACGGAGGUGAUAAAGAACACAUUAGACCCGGCGUGGAAACCUUUCACUGUGCCUCUCAUUUCUCUCUGCAAUGGAGAUGUGGAGAGAAGCAUUAAGGUGCUGUGUUAUGAUUACGAUAAUGACGGAGGCCAUGACUUCAUUGGAGAGUUCCAGACCACAGUUUCCAAGAUGAGCGAAGCGCAGAACUCAGUGGAGGUGGAGUUUGACUGCAUCAACCCCAAGAAACAGAAAAAGAAGAAAAACUACAAAAACUCAGGAGUCAUCAUCGUUAAGUCCUGUAAGAUUGCACACGAUUACACCUUUCUGGAUUACAUUCUGGGAGGAUGCCAGCUCAUGUUUACAGUCGGUAUAGACUUCACAGCGUCCAACGGGAACCCCAGAGAGCCGUCCUCUCUCCACUACAUCAACCCGCUGGGCAGCAACGAGUAUCUCUCUGCCAUUUUAGCUGUUGGCCAAAUCAUACAGGACUAUGACACUGACAAAAUGUUUCCUGCGCUGGGAUUCGGAGCCCAACUCCCCCCAGACUGGAAGGUAUCACAUGAAUUUGCCAUAAACUUCAAUCCCACCAAUCCCUUUUGUUACGGUGUGGAGGGCAUCGCCCAGGCUUACUCGGCCUGUCUCCCUCACAUCCGCUUCUACGGGCCGACAAACUUUGCGCCGAUCAUCAGCCACGUUGCCCGCUUUGCCGCUCAGGCUCUCCAGCAGGAGAAAGCAGCGCAGUACUUCACUCUCCUCAUCAUCACAGAUGGUGUCAUCAGCGACAUGGACGAGACGCGCCACGCUAUCGUUCAGGCCUCUAAGCUGCCAAUGUCCAUCAUCAUCAUCGGCGUUGGUAACGCGGACUUUGCUGCCAUGGAGUUCUUGGAUGGAGACGCCAGCGUUCUGAGGUCCAACACGGGAGAGGAGGCUGUCCGGGACAUUGUGCAGUUUGUCCCCUUCAGGGAUUUCCGUAAUGCACCAAAGGAGACGCUUGCCAAAUCCGUCCUGGCCGAGCUCCCUCAGCAGGUCACCCAGUACUUCAAACAGCGAAAUCUACCCCCCAUAAAUCCGGCACCGGAGUGAGACGUCCUGUGGCCCAGAGUCCACUCGCUGUACAUUAGCUUGACGGAUCCUCAAAAUGUUCUCGUUACAGGCAAACAGUGCAGAAUGAAAGUGUGUAUGUCAGAAAAAAAACAAUCUAACAUCCAUGCCAAUCAUAUUUUAUACUGGUUAAAGACUGUUUGGUCAGUUUAAAGUGUGAGUCCAUCAGAAGUGAUGUUGUUUGUGUCCAAAAGCUUAUCGGCACUGGAUGUGUUCAGGUUAUGGAGGUAAAUUACCUUGACAGAACAGGACGGGUUUUUUUUUUUUUCAUUUAUUUAUUUUGCAUGUCAGUGUGUCAUGUGACAGGGACCAUGUGAUCCAUGGAUCUCCAUUGUGUAAUUUUUUUUUUGAAGCCAAACAUUAUCUGUGGUUGAAUCCUCUUCAGGUUUUAUUUGAGGUAGCAGAUGUGAUGGAAGCUAUUUGCUUUUGUGCUCAUGUGCAGCAGACUCGCAGUCUGAGGUCUAAACAGAGCCAAAUUUCCUCAGCCAUGACAGAGAGAGGUUUUUAUUUGGAAGUUGUGAUCAACAGUAAUCUGAGCGGUGGGGAUUAGUUCCUGGAGAGGAUGAAAUCAGGGCAGAAUGAGGCCACAGUGGCUGCUGUAGCAACAUCACGGGGUAGAUGUGGGGUACUGUGUGAACGCAUUAGGCUGUUUAAUAUGCAGACCAUUUUGUUGGCUUUUGCACAGUUCCUGUAUUUAUUAUAACCUGCAUGUUGCCAGUAUUUCCUUAUUGUUUACAAAAAGUGACGAUCACAAAUGCAUGUUUUUUUAUAUAAAUGUUUAAUCAGAUGAAAAUAUUUAAUGAAAGUUUCUUGACUGAAAAGUGUUUAAUGACAAAGAAAUAUGAUUCAAAUGGAGUUUAAUAAGCAGAAAGUAUAGAGAAACUUUGAGUAAGAUCUUUUCGAAUGUAUAUUUCUAUGAUCCUCUUUCUGAAAUUAUGAACCAAUGUUUCCGCCAUGUUUAAUGUCAUUUUUAUGCAGUGCUCUAUUGUGUAAUAAACUGACGUGUAUUGCUGUGA